AUGCAAAGAGUGCGUGUUUCAUCGUACAAAACUCCAGUUAACAAGCUAGGGGAUUCCAAAAAGACAUUAUCUUCACAAUUUAGAUCAGUUGCAACCCAGUCGUCUUUGCUAGAUCCUUCACUAGAAUUAGAGCUAUCGAAUAGGGGAGAGCAGCUGAUUCCAGGCCUUCCUGAUGAUGUUGCUUUGCAAUGCCUCAUCCGGGUUCCAUUUGAUAAACAUGCUACCUGCAAGGCUGUCUGCAAGCGUUGGUAUUCAUUGUUUGGCAGCAAGGAGCAUUUUUUCACUCGGAGAAAGGAGCUUGGUUUCCAUGAUCAGUGGCUUUUUGUCUUUGCACACCACAAAUGUACUGGAAACAUAGAGUGGAAGGUUCUAGACCUUACCCAGUUCUCUUGGCACACUAUUCCGGCUAUGCCUUGCAAGGAUAAGGUCUGCCCCCAUGGAUUCAGAGAUGAUCACUGCACGGUCAUUUUUUGCUAG
Fraxinus pennsylvanica is the source of this 477-nucleotide messenger RNA. The record is from the annotation of a GenBank genome assembly. Lineage: Eukaryota; Viridiplantae; Streptophyta; Magnoliopsida; Lamiales; Oleaceae.